Molecule: messenger RNA, 7426 nt
Organism: Amoebophrya sp. A120
Lineage: Eukaryota; Dinophyceae; Syndiniales; Amoebophryaceae
Source: the annotation of a GenBank genome assembly
CACCAACAGAAUGCGGUUCGGAAGUGGAGACAGCUUGUUGAGCGCAGGCGGUGGAGCUGGAACUGGUGGUGCAGGAGGUGUUGUUCUCGGAGGUGGGCAAAAUCUAACUGUGGAGCAGCAAUUCGAGUACCUGCAGGUGAGACACAAUAAUACAGGAGCAGCGGCGGGAGGUGGUGGUGGCGGGGCAGCAGCUACGAACAAUUUUGGCCAGAAUUUCAACAUCGGGGGCAGCAUGGCAAAUACAACCACUUCCGGCGCGCACCACCACCAGCACCAGUCGUCGAUGAAUAAAGUGAAUCCGCUGUUUGUCACCGGUUGGUACCAAUGCGUUGUGGAAAACGUCACCGAGAACUUGCUCUACGUGAAGUGGUGCAAUCUGGAGUUCCGGAGAAUCGUGUCGGGCGAGCUGCUGCUCGAGAAAUUGAAGUGGCAGGUGGUCCCCCGCGACCGAUUUUUCGAGGAGAGCAUGAUUAGCGUGGAGCAAAAAGUCGAUGCCAGUGCUGCGGGAGGAGCCGGGGAUGACCUCCAAGAAGAUGACUUUGACGAUAUCGUCGAUGUGGAACUGGUGCCGAAAAUCGCCGACGACGUGAUCGAACUCUCUUCGGACUCGGAAGAUGGUGCAGAUCGUGUAAUAGUUGUGGAAAGCAGCGGCGAGGACGAUGAGAAAAACGGUCGUCGCGGUGGUGCCAGAGGUGGAGCCACAACUUCUGCCGCGAAAAAGGUGAAUAAAAUGGGAAAGAACAAGAAAAACGACAGCGCGCUCGAUAAAGUUGUAAGUUCAUCCGCCGCGGCUAAACUACAAGAUGCUUCGACGAAAAAGAAGAAGCAUGAGCAGAAGCGGCGAAAGGUGUUGAACAGUCCACCGGGAGGUGGUGGAACAGUGAGUUGUCAAGGAGAAUUGGGACAGAACAAUAAAAGCAGUGCGAAGAAGAGGAAGAACAAAGACAAACUGAAUGUAGAUGAAACCGGUGAUGUCGAAAUGGUGGACGCUGAGGAACAAGAGGACAACGUCGCCGGAACUACAAGCAACAAACUGGAUAAUUUUUCGCUGGAGCAGAAGAUGAUGAACUUGAACACAUCUUCUUCGUCUGCAGCGAAAACAAUAAACAAUGCUUUUCAUCUACAUCGCUCGAAGCUAUUUUCCCGACUGCCGAGUAAGUGCUAUGUCGUGAAGGAAGUGGAGGGCUCCGUGGAGCAAACGGUGGAAGACCGUCGGGGGGAUGAAAAAGAGAGCAAGCAAUUUCUAUUUCAACAAGCCGGCGCAAAUGCAAAAGAUGAUAUGAAAGCGAGCACCUCAAAUACAACUACUGCCAACCCCGAUCCCCACGACUAUUACGACGAAGAGGAAACCGAGCAGGCGGAAGAGCUGCUGUAUCAGCUCCAGGUCGCACUAAUGUUGUUGGACAAGAAAACGGAGAAAAAAAUGCGGAAACAACAGAAGGAGUAUUUAGAAGAACGGUUUGGCGACGGGGUCUGGCGGGGGGAAAGAGUUGGUCUCUCCGGGAAUGAUCGUCGUGCUUCGGCCGAUAAUGAAGAAGGUCAUGACGAUGCAAAGAGCCCGGCAGCUGCACAGGACAAAAAUGCUGGAACAGCAGUCAAGAAAAAAAAGUUGAAAGAGGAGCAGACCAGUAAAUCCGGGAAAAAACAGAAUAAAGAAAAAGAUGCCCCUGCAGACACCAAAACAGGAAGCAAAAACAAAAUGAACAAAAUGGGAGCUGCAGCAGCAGCAGCAGGGCCUGCAGCAGGAAAAAAGAACUCAACAAAAGACAAGGUGGACUCAAAAAACAAGUCCUCCACCACCGCCCGGAAAAAGUCGGUAGAGCUGCCCCAGUCGCCCCCACUCCAGCCGACUUCCGACGAAUACAUUGAUUCCAGAUUUGCGCACCAGCCCAUGCCGUACGAGGCAGGGGAGAUGGAGCGGAUUUUUCGAAACGCUGUUUUACUUUCCGCGACGAGUUCAUCGUCCGGAGCGACCACUGCUUCAGCUUCUACUUCAAAGAACAAGGUAGCAAGCGCAGUAGCUGGUGCAUCUUCCACCUCCAGUACAACAACUACACUGGCAGAGUCCACUUCCCAGCCGCUCCGAUACUUUCCAAAAGUUUCCUACCGUGAUAGCACGAGUUCGAGUGCAGCUAGUACUUCUACGUCGUCGUCGUCGUCGUCAUCAAAAAACUUCCGCCUUCCAAAACCCUAUCCCUACCGCCCCGUGGUGUAUGAUUUUGAUGACACAAGAACUACGGAAGAUGUUGGGCAUCAGACCGGUACGAACGACAAGCAGCAGUUUUCGCCAAAUCUGAAAUCGCAGCAGCUAUACGCGUAUCCAAUGCGAAAGUAUCGUACUCGUAGUGAUCGCAGUCAUGCAUUACAAACCUCCAUCUCAAGGCAAAUCAGCAUGACAGACUCCAUUUCUCUUCAUACUGAGCUAAUUUGUCACGCGACCCACACUAGUACGAUACUUUUGCAAUGUAUAACGCACACCGAUUUUGGCGGGAAGUGUCCCGCUUCAAACUGGAUGAGAUGCUCAAUCCCUGCCCGAACUACCACACCGAUCCCGACCAGGACAAAUUUGCCUACCCGAAGAAGAUCGAGCACCUGCACAAGAACCUGCUCACCACCUACUUUGAGCAGCAAACCAUUCUCCGUGCCUUCCUGCACCAAAACCGCGCGAACCACGCGUUUUGGCGUUUGCUAAGACUGAACAUCGUCCCGGAUUAUGCACGGGGGAAAGUUGUGGAAGUGGGGGAAGAUUUCUUGUCUAGGGCAGGAGUAGAUGUACAACCGUCGUCAAGUUCUACUGGAACUACUAGUACCGCGACGAUGAUUGAAAAUCCAGCCGUCCUCGAGGAUGAUUUCUCCACUGCUUUUUCGAUGAAAUUGCACAGAUUUCUGAUCCCAGAACGCGCUCUGUUCGACUCGACCGGCGUUGCGGUCAAUGAAGCGAAUGUGGACGAGAAAUUGCUGAAGGAUUUUGAGGAAAUCGACAAGGAAAACUUUGAGAAGCGGAAGAUUCUCACGUGCUUUGACGAUGUGGUGGUGGUGGGCGAUAGAAGUAGUGGUCCUGAAGAACAGGAUCAAGCAGGAUUCGAACCUGGUGGAAAAAGCGCUCGUGGUGGGGGAGCUUCAUCUUCUUCCAGUAGCUCCGCCGCGGCAGGGACAACUACGAAGAAAAAACGGGCUGCGGCGGGAUCAAAUACGGCGGGUCAGAAAUCACAGAACAACUACAUUGCGGGAAAUAGAACUGUGGUGAAAAUCGGCAGCAGCGAGAGGGACGAAUUCGAUUUGGAUUCGGUAAAGAAUCAUCUCGUCCCGGGUGCAGCGUCCUCAAAUACAAGUCUUCUUCUCAAGCCUGCGGCCUCUUCGUCAGCAAAUGUGUCGACAAACAAGAAGAAGGUUAUCGCGGUGAAGACCCACGGGUGGAAGCUGCACGAGAAAUUCGUGGAGAAGUUUCACGUAUCAAAUGCAAAAAUGUCUGGGUCUGGAAGGUUGGAGCUUGUGAUGCUAACUUUGGACUCUCAAAAAAUCUGUAUUGCAUGAUCAGCAAGGGGAGUCUAGUUUGUGCUACGCGGGGAGGGCAUUUGUCAUGCGGAAUAGGCAUCAGGAAGCCCUCUAAAAAUCUGCCAUGCUGGGUCAUGCAUUACAGACAUCCUGGGUCAUGCAAAAUAUGCAUGACAAACCCGGCAUCAACAUUCCAGACCCAGACACUUUUGCAUUUGAUACCACGUCCCGAAGAUUCUUGUAGACACCGUUGCGAAAAUCCUGGACCGCCACGACCCCGCGGAGGUGUGGUUUUACCCACAGGGGGUGUAUACCGCUCCUAGUACAACAUCAAGUUCCUCGUGUAGUAAGGCGAAAGCUCCUUCAGAUGCAACCAAAAAGAAGACCACCUACGGCGUUUUCUCGAUGUACUUCCGCGUUCCCAUGGAAUCCAUCGGCGACUUUCACGGCCAGCGGCUCAGCGCGUCCACGUUUUUCGAAAAUCUGGAGAAGAAGGUGAAGAGGUGUGGAAAUAAAUCAAAGUCAUCAGGAGCGGUUUCAUCGACUGCACUACAACAUCCGUACGCCCGAACCUUUGAGUCCACCGUUUCCUCCGCGGAGGGGCUGCAUGUGGUAUCAAACAGAAAAAGUGUAUUUUUAAGCGUUAACGAUUUAUUUGAGGGCUUCAGUAACGCAUGACAGAUUUUCUCUAAUGUGCAGCAGGGUCUACUUCUGCAGUUGUACAAGUACAAGUUUUGGUGCUUCGUAGUUGUCUACUCUUGCUUGAUGUGUUGAUGUUGUCUUCACUGCAUUAUGAAUAUGAUGCCCAAAUUUGUUACACUUCAAAACACAACUUUUUUUGCACGAUACGUGAUUGACCCCUGCUACGGAUUGGUUGAGGAGAACACCAGCUAUACAACUGGGACUGAGGAAAUUAUAGAGGAAAAGAACGCAAAGGACGGCGCAAAGAAGGGAACUACAAGAAGUAAAUCAUCAACACCGAACAUCAGCUCCUCCAGCAGACCCGACUUCUUCUUCGACCGUCGUUUCUGCCCCUUCGCGACAGUGCAGGCACCUCCGAUGAUAUUAAACUUAAACACUCAGACUGACACGGCUGACCACUCUUUCCAUCACUACGCUAACUGCGAGUUCCUACCCCGCCACGAUUUCGACACGGCCUUGCCCUGGCUGCGGUCGGUUUUACGCCUGUACGCCGUGUUGCCCAUUCUGCCGAUGGAGGAGUUGUUUGCAAGUCGGGACUUGGGAUUGGUGUUGGAACAGAGGAGCUACUUCGGAGCAGGUUCAUCUUCGUUGCACGACAAGAAGACGAACGACUCCGAAGACGAGAUAUUAAUCCAGCCAGGCGGGGGAGGCUCAACUACUCCUGGUCUCACGAAUUGGAAAAAGCGUCUGGCCAGCGAAUUUCUGUACACAACCCCGCUUUUCUUCCACGAUCUCCCGUUCAAGGACGAUUUCAAACAGGACCUCAUCGACACGAAACGGCGUGUAUUGCGUAUUCAGGAGCUGAACCUGCACGUCGAGAAACAGCGGCCGCUGGUGGUUUCGAAAUGGAAACGGGAGGUGGGACUCUGCGUGCCGAAACAGAAUUUCUACGGGAGUUUUGGAGGUGGACCGGGAGGGGUAGCUACUUCGAAGGUGAACAAAAUCAAAAUCACCAAAUCGAUUCUGGAAAAACUUUACAAUGGCCGACGUGAGCUGCCGACUUCUGCGAACCACGACGGGGAUGAAGAUCAAGAUGCUGACCACGACGACGACGCAGCAGGAACAGCAGGAGCAGGUGCAGCUGCAUCGGCGUCCAAAGUAGCUGGUAGCGCAGGAGCUCCAAAUUUCUUUUCCAAGUACAAGCUGUUCAAGCCAAAACUUUUCAAGAGGAGGAAAAAUCCGCUUCUCUUCGACCGCAACGGGGCGGAGCGCGUGCGGGCGUCCAAGGGACGGAAAACGCAGGCGGAUUUAGAUCAGCUGAAGAUGCUGACGGACUACGAUACGGAGGGGAAUCCGAAAGUAGAAAAAAAAAGUACAACAGCUUCGCUUUUGCUAGCAGAAGGAGCCGCGACCACCUCUGGCCGAAAGAUGAUGAAGUCAGCUAAGGGGAACACGAACAAGGACACUGUAUCUCCUGUCUCCGAGGACAACAAGAUCAAAACCAAGCCCGCCCUCUCCGAAUUCCCGAACCGCAUGAUUCCGAAGAAUAUCCACUGCAAAUAUGUCUGAGUCUGGAAGACUGCAACUUGUGAUGCUGGAUUUGGAUUCUGCAAUAAAUCUGUAUUGCAUGAUGAACAGCAAAAGAGGUCCAGUUUUUCCCCCGGAGAGAGGACAUUUCUCAUGCGGUAUAGGCAUCAGGAAGCCCUCCCAAAAUCUGUGACGCUAGGGCAUGCAUCACAGACAUCAGGAGUCAUGCAAAAUGCGCAUGGCAAGCGCAAACCUCGCAUCCUUCCAGACCCAGACAUAUUCGCAAUGCAUAAAGAAGAAGCAGUACUUUCUCGGCCCGAAUGUCUUGAUCAGCGAGAGCAAACGAAAUCUGUUGGGGGAGGACAUUGAGCGGAUUAUGGAGGGAGAUAAGGUGAUUCAGGAGCGGUUUGUGGCAGCUAGCAGGAGCAAUAAGAUGAGUCAGCGAGGUGGAGGACAAGUAGCAGGAACUACCAAUACCGCCGCCGCGACCUCCUCCUCUAACAAAACAGGUACUCUUAGCGGGGCUCCUGCCGCAGCAUCAUCUUCAUCUAGUACUGCACUUGUCUCGGUGAAGCCAGCCAAGGCUGCGAAGGCAAAAGCUGCAAGUGGACUGUCAUACACGAGAACUAGCGCAUAUGUCAGGGGUCCGUAUAAGAAGACCAGAGACAAGCUUGCGUCGGAGCAACAGAAUAGUACGAACGCAGCAGAUGACAGUGCGGCAGCAGGAACGGCGGCUGCAGUAAGCUCAGUUGUAACUGGAGCUCCUGCGGCGCAAGAAGGACAAGAACCUCUACAACAGGCUCCAACUUUCAACGCGUUUGCGAACGUGGUUAAUAGCAUGACUGUACAGCAUAUGCAAUACAAUUACAAAUUUCCCGUACAUGUACAAGAUGCAUCACAAAUUUCCCGCAUUUGGAGUGUGAAACUUGUUAUGCUAAACUAGGAUCGAAGCCAAGUUUUGCCAUGCAGAGACCGCAUUUGUACGUGUACAGGAAAUUUACUGUGGAUACAGCAGCAGCAGCCAGCACAGCCGCAGACAGGUGCAAUGUUUGCGCCGCAACAACUACCCCUGAUGCAGCCGAUGAUGAUGCAACCACAGCAACCAAUGAUGCAAAUGCCCAUGCAACCAGUGCAGCCAGGCACGACGCCAUCCGCAUCCGUCCCGAAUUUUCCGAUGAUGCACCAGCAACCACAACUACAACCGGCGUUCGCUGCCCAGCCCAUGCUGAUGCAGCCCCCCGGCGCCGCCCAACCGAUGAUGUUGGUACCACAGCAGAUUGCCACGAUCGAUCCCAUGACGGGGCAACAGACCAUCCAAACCAUCUACAUGCCGAUGCCCGCAGGAGCCGGUGUGGCGGGUCCGGCUGGUGCUGUUGGUGGUGUUCCUCCUGCAAUGUUCGCCGCGAACCCAGGAACUACAGGAGAAGGUGCAGCUGCAGCGGCCGGCGUAGCUCAGGGAGGUGGAAGUUCGGCUGCCGCGGGGGCUGGAACUACGACGGGGUCAUGAGGAACCAUGUUUAAUACAACUUUGAGGAAGCGGGAGCUCGUCGUCCGUAACAUUUUUGAUAUGGCCACGAGUAGUGGCUACGUCAGAACAAGGUGAAGGUCGGGAAUCAUGUCAUUGAUGUCUUAUUUCCACUACAUCAGAAGCGCAAGCGAACAAUCCUAGAUUUCUAUUUCAAAAACAUAAACAUCCGGCUUACUAGAAGUGGUGCAAAAAUGUGGUCGUUUUUAUUCAAGAUCAAGAAUGUUGGCAACGAAU